CAUAUUUAAGCCUGUUCCAUGGACCAUCCAGACGCUUUCUCCUACUCACCUCUCAACCCCGAGGCGGUGGAGAUCCGCCUCCUCACCAUCCUACCGGAUAGAAAUGAAAAGAGCUCAGUGAAGUGCACCUUGCAGACCGUCUCACUGAACAACGCACCGGAGUUUGAGGCCCUCUCCUAUGUCUGGGGGAGCGUGACGGAAAAGGUCGGAAUCACCCUGGACGACAUCCCCUUCCAGGUGACGACGAACCUCGAAGCGGCGCUCAAAUGCCUCCGACACGCCCGGAAGAAACGCUUCAUCUGGAUCGACUUCAUCUGCAUCGACCAAAACAACCUCAAAGAAAAGAACACCCAGCUGCCGCUCAUGGGCCGCAUCUACAAAGACGCCACCGCGGUCGUCGCCUGGCUCGGGCCCAUAACUUCUAACACGGAACAGACCAUGGCGAUGAUAAAGCGCCGCGAGAGCAGCCUGGCGGGGCUCUUUCACGACGUACGGCUGGCCGUCCGCCCGUGGAGCCAGAAGGCCCGCCGCGACGACAUCGGCUCGAUUCUCGACGCCGUGCAGGGCUUCCUGGACAUCGUCUCCGCGCCGUACUGGGGCCGCAUCUGGACCUUCCAGGAGUACUACCUCCCCGCAAAGCUGCCCGUGUGCAUGGUCGGGCGCGUGCCGUUCACGCUGCCCGCGCUUGUUGACCUAGGCCUGCACUUUGCGGAGAUCCUGCGCCCGUUCAUGGACGAUCUCGACAAGGUGGCCCCGCGCGCGGGCGACGCCGCCGACAUCGAGAACCACCGCAAGCUGCAGGGCCGGCUCAAGGAGGCGACCCAGCGCCUCACGCAGUCGAACCCCAUGCAGGACUUUGCGCACGACAUCGCCGCCAGCCGGAAGGGCUUGGCGUCGUUUGCGGAGGUGCUCGAUCUGACUGUCCAGCGCCAGUGCUUCAACCCCCUCGACCGCUUCUACGCGCUAUACUCGAUGGUUGACGGCGUCCAGAAUAAGUACCCCGUCGACUAUGAGUACACGGCGGACGAGGUCGCAAUGCAGAUCACGCUGUGGAUUCUGAUCUACGAGGGGAUUGAUUUCGUGUUCAACCUGUUCCAUUUCUACGACGAGCCUCAUGGGAACGUUGCGGGGUAUCGCAGCCCGUCGUGGGUGCCGAACUAUCGUGACGCGACGUCGAGGACCAGUUUCAGAUUCAAGGACCUUGACAAGUCGCUCCAGGACUGGGAGCAGGAGCAGAAGGAGCAGAUGACGAACUUGUCGGUGCUGCUGGGCAAGUACGUGCUGCGGUUCUGGGCCCGGAGGGUGGGAACGACUCGAGUCGUGUUCAAGUUUCCGAGCGAGACGGCGGAAAUCGCCCGGCAGGUUUUACAUGCUGUCAAAGAGCCGCCCGCGGAAUGGGGCAACGGUGUCGACGAGGCGAACAUGGCAGAACGGCUCAUCUGGGCCUUUCUUGCGCAUGGCAGCAUGCAACAGAUGUUCCCCGUCAACGACAUCCUCAACGCGCUGGAAGAGCUGUCCAGUUCUGAGGGCCCGUCUGACUCGGCCCUAUCGUCGGCGGUUGGGAAACUGCUGCUGCGGGAUUUGCCGCUCCUCGCGGGGAGGACGGUCUUUCAGCUGGCAGAUUGUACGACAGGUGGGUUCGGCGUGGGCAUUGGGAACAUCCAGGAUGGGGACCUGUUGAUUCUAUCAGGUAAGAUGACGAAUCCAAUUGCUUUGCGGGACUCGGGGUUCCGGGACAUCGACACCGACUCAGAUGUGGUGCAUUAUAGGAUGGUUGGGAAUGCGUUUGUCGAAGGCAUUGCAGAGGACCAGAAGGAUCUGCCUACUCCACUGGUUGGUGAGCUCAAGGGAGCGAAGUUUGAGGAGUUCUUGAUUUGGUAAUUGUUACAGACCCCUACUAGUUAAGCUACGAGCAAAGCAGACUUAUUAGGCAGAAAGUACUGAAAAG
Messenger RNA from Aspergillus eucalypticola CBS 122712, 1948 nucleotides. Its product is annotated as HET domain-containing protein. The transcript has a single exon. Lineage: Eukaryota; Fungi; Ascomycota; Eurotiomycetes; Eurotiales; Aspergillaceae. Bases 19 to 1881 code for a protein of 620 amino acids. The record is from RefSeq and is a predicted model, not a curated record.